Molecule: messenger RNA, 4189 nt
Organism: Physella acuta
Lineage: Eukaryota; Metazoa; Mollusca; Gastropoda; Physidae
Product: protein mono-ADP-ribosyltransferase PARP14
Biological process (GO): negative regulation of gene expression
Cellular component (GO): nucleus; cytoplasm
Molecular function (GO): NAD+ poly-ADP-ribosyltransferase activity; transcription corepressor activity
Source: RefSeq, a predicted model, not a curated record
UCUAAUGUUUAUUUGAUGUUUAUAAAAGAUGUUUAUGUUUAUGCGUUUUAAAACCGAAGCAGUUUUAUUAACAGACAUCUAAUCUAAAAUCCUAAAAAUAAGUAGUAUACAUCUAGUCUAGAUCUUGAACUAGAUCUAGGUCUAGAUCUAACAACUAAACCGAAAAGAUAUGACAUUUCAAAAGCUAUUGAGCCUCAUCUACAUAGGGGUUUGAGCUUGGGACUUAUCUUUUUGUGACUGUUCAGCAACCAUGAGUAUAACCGACCCAACCACACCAACCUUGGUCUGGUAAUUAAAUCUCUGAUCAUUUUGUGUGAUCAAAUUGGUGGCGUUCAAAUGACAGCGUGUAUACAGCUAGACCAGGCAGAAGAGAACCUGGUCAACAUCUCACCACAGGAAAAGCAAUACAAACUCCACAAAAAUGUUGAAGAAUUUCUUUUCAAAGAAAAACAAGUCAGGCAGAACAGAAAAGAAGUUGCAUUUCCCUUUGGCAAACAACAAAUGUUGGAAAGGUUCAUGCAGAAUGAUCAUGACAAGAUUCUCAAUGACAAAACUGCUAAAGUAGAAAAACUUGCUGACAGAUUUAUUGUCACAGGCCUCAUGGACAGUGUCUACAAACUUACUGAACAGCUGCAAGAGCUCAGCUUAAAAAUUACUGUUCAAGAUAUAGAGCUAAAAUAUUUUGGGAUUCAAGAGUUCCUUCAAAAUGCAGAGGGUAAAUCUUUAGUGAAAAAGGUUGAAGAUCAGAACCAAUGUGUCAUUUUGAUAAAAUCAGAGGAUGUGAAGGCAACUUUUGGUUCUCCCAAAACAGAAACAAAACAAGUAGAACCUUCUGUCAUAGCCAGGGCAGAGGUGUACAAUGUUGAGCUAGUUUUCUUGCAAGGGGACAUAACUACCAUUAAGGCAGAUGUAAUUGUCAAUCCAUUGGAUUCUUCUCUAGCAACAUCAAGUGCACUGAGCAGAUCACUUAUCUCUAGAGGUCCAGCUGAUUUAUUCAAAAAUCUAAAACAGUUAUCAAAGGGAUCAUUGGGUACAGUUAUUCCAACAACAUGUAGCAAGAUUCCCAACCUCAAGGCUAUUUUCAAUGUUGUCUGUCCAGUCUCCAUUGAUGACCUGGAUAAACUUCGUUUAGCUGUGACCAACUGUCUGAUGGAAUGCCAGAAACAAAAUUUUAGUUCCAUUGCUUUACCAGUUAUUGGGAUAGGGCAAAAAUUUCCCAUUUUCACUACAUGUAUUCGCAUGAUGGAUGCACUGUACGACUAUCUGAAUGGAAGUCCAACCCUGACACACAUUUACUUCUGUGAUGUUCAGCCAAAUCAUGUUGAAGAGUUGAUGGACAGGUUUGAAGCCAAGUUUGACCAGUGUACUUUACACCAUGUAUCAAAAUCAGGUUUUGAUGCUCUGAACCCUGAGUCAAAUCGAAUAGCUGAACCUUCUGUCAUAGCCAGGACAGAAGUUAACAAUGUUGAGCUAAAUUUCUUGCAAGGGGACAUAACUACCAUUAAAGCAGAUGUAAUUGUCAAUCCAUUGGAUUCUUCUUUAGCAACAUCAAGUGCACUGAGUAGAUCACUAAUUUCUAGAGGUCCAGCUGAUUUAUUCAAAAAUCUAAAACAGUUAUCAAAGGGAUCAUUGGGUACAGUUAUUCCAACAACAUGUAGCAAGAUUCCCAACCUCAAGGCUAUUUUCAAUGUUGUCUGUCCAGUCUCCAUUGAUGACCUGGAUAAACUUCGUUUAGCUGUGACCAACUGUCUGAUGGAAUGCCAGAAACAAAAUUUUAGUUCCAUUGCUUUACCAGUUAUUGGGAUAGGGCAAAAAUUUCCUGUUUUCACUAUAUGUGCUCGCAUGAUGGAUGCACUGUAUGACUAUCUGAAUGGAAGUCCAACCCUGACACACAUUUACUUCUGUGAUGUUCAGCCAAAUCAUGUUGAAGAUUUGAUGGACAGGUUUGAAGCCACUUUUGACCAGUGUACUUUACACCAUGUAUCAAAAUCAGAUGAGGAAAAGAACAUAACAAAACAUGGAGCUGUUACAUUAGUAAUUGAAAAGGGGGACAUAACUCUAGAGAAAUGUGAUGGAGUAGUUAUUGGCAUAAAAGACUCAAUGGAUUUAAACCACUCAGGCCAAGUAUGUAAGGCUCUGCUCAAGUUGUGUGGCCAGACACUGCAGGAUGAGUGCUUUUAUAAACAAAGUGAGAUGGCCCAAGAUGGAGUAGUUUUAACCUCAGCCCCCAACAUGUCCUGUCAGCACAUCCUUCAUGUCAGUCAGGAUAAGUUUGCUAAACAUUGGGAUAAAGGAGUCACUGCAGUGCUGGCUGAAGCUGACAAGGCAGGAUUAAAAUCCCUGGCAAUACCCGCACUUGGCACAGGCGCAAGAAAUGCCAACAUCCCUUUGUUAAGUAAAAUGAUUCUUGGCGCUAUAGAAGAUUUUGGCAAGAGUUUACCAAGGUCAUUGACACAAAUCAAGCUGGUCAUUUAUGACCAAUAUGUUUUGGAUGAAUUUCUUGACCAAGCUCAGAGCAAACACUUGAGUCACAACAUAGAGGGUUCAGGUACAACCACAAAGGUUUCAGAGCAAGUCACUCUAGAAUGUUAUUCUAACCAUCCAUACCAAAUAAGGAUGGCUAAACAAAGCCUCUUGCAAGAAUGUAAAGCUUCAUUCAAAGAGAAUAGUGUAAGAGAUGAAAAUGUGAAAAAACUCAACACCAAGCAGAUAGAAAAACUAAAAUCUGUUGGAUUUGAAAACCUUGUCUUGGUGACUGUGAGGCAGGAGGCUGGAAUAGUUCUCAUGCAGGGAUUUAAAGUGGAUGGGAUUGUCAAGGUACAGAAACUGCUGCAGAAAUUUCUUUCAAUAUAUGUAGUGCAUGAAGAGCUUCACAAAUCUCUGCUGUCAGCUAUAGAGGGGGAAGAGUGGGAUGAUUUUGAACUUAUCUUGACAAGUAAGUUAAAGCACAAAGUAAAGGCUGGGGUAGAGUCUUUACCUGACCAAUGGACUCCAAUGUCAACCGAGGAAUCUGUGAAAACUGUACCUCUAAAUCAUGGAUGUUGUGAGUACAAUGAAAUUAAGCAGCUGUUUAUACUAGGAGGAGCAAAUCUUCCAAUCAAGAAGAUUGAACGCAUCCAAAACAAGUUCCUCUACCAGCAAUAUUCUGUCAAGAAAAGAGAGCUGGAUCUCGUAAAUCCAAAAGGUCACAAAAAUGAGCUGCGAUUAUUUCAUGGCACCAGUGCCCAAAGUAUUCCAAUGAUAAUUCAUAAUGGAUUUAAUAGAAGCUACUGUGGCAUGAAUGGCACAGUUUAUGGAAAAGGUGUCUACUUUGCAGUAAACUCCUCAUAUUCUGUCAGCUAUGCUAAACCAGAUGCUCAAGGAAAUCGUCACAUGUUUGUUGCUCUUGUUCUCGUGGGCGAGUCAACCCCCAGCAAUGCUUCAAUGAAUUACUUACCAAUUAAACCUGGCACUACCAGGCCUUAUGAUUCUGGUUGUGCUAAUGGAAUGUAUGUCAUUUUUCAUGACACACAGUGUUACCCUCAAUAUUUGAUCACUUUUUAAUAUCUUCCACUAAGUUAAUUUUUGCACAACUUUCAUUCAGGGUGUAGGUAUUUGAAUGUAGGUACAGAAAGAAAUAUAGGGCAAAAAAGGUACCUUUUUGGUUGAUUUAAGCUUGUUAGUGAAUAAUCGGCCCAAGGAUAAUUAACAACAAUUUGCAAGUUUUAUUGCUACAAAUUUAGUUGUCUUGUUAAACAUGCAUGUGAUUUUUAUGGUAAAAAUUACUCAAAAGAGAACCAUAAACAUUUGUGUGUGGUAAAAUGUUAAAAUUGAAGUAAUUUAAUUUAGUAUAGGCUGCAAAAUUUAGAAAUUUUAAAUUAUUUAAUUAUUUCCAGAAAAUAUUUUUAAAAGGGUUUUUAUGUUGAAUAUACUGAAAUGUUUAUAUUGUUUCCACACUAUGUUUAUAUCAUGUUUCUCUUUCAGGUUAUAUCAAAAUUAAUAUUUAGUGUCUUAUCCAUAUCAGUUCUAAUGGAAGCAGACUCUCAAUUUGGUCAAAGUAAAUUCUUUAAUCCCUUCUCAAUUAAAAAGCAUCAAUGAACUAAAUAUUUCACCUAAGUAACAUUUGACAGUAAAACUUGAAUGAAACUAACCCAAACACUUCAAAUAUUGAAAUAAUUUAAUUCAACUAAGUUUUGGAACUAACUGUCUC